AUGCGGGACAAGCGGCCACCGAUCAGCGACUCGUCUGCCGCGACGCUCGAGGCGUUCUACGCGCGCGUCAUCGAUCGCGUCUGCACAUCGUAUCGAAGCGACGGCGACGUCGCUACGGUCGACGCCGUCGCUCGUCUCCAACAGAAGUGGCAGGAAAAGCUCGUGCUGUACACGGGAAAGUCACACGCUGCACGGGCAAUAGAAGCAGCAGACGAAGACGAGGACGACGAUCGGAUUGUGGUCGUCGACUCGGCCGAAGCGUCGAGCGACAGUGAACUGUCCGAGGGAUCGUCGUCCGCGACGCUGUCGUCGCUGUCGUUGAGCUCUUCGACUGGCUUGGAAGGUGCUACGGAGAGUAAAGCAGUGGGUCGACCACGCGCAGCAUUGCCGAGUGGCGCGACGUCGACGACAACGUCCGUGUUUGCUAAAAUGCUCGGGUCUAAGCGGAAACUGCAUCAGCUAGAUGGCUCCAUUUCGGACGCUGAAGUUGAUGUUGACUGCAGGGACGUAGUUGCUGCUGUGGAGGAGGACGAGGACGAGGAGAAGGAGGAAGAAGAGAAUCAAGGCGACCGACGAGAAAGGAAGGCAUCUUGUUCUUCUUUGUCAACAGCAGUGCAAAACGCGUACGACGAUGCGAAAAACGGCCGACGUGAUGAAGCAGUAGAAGAAAAAGAUGGUACAGAAUACGACAAUGCUCGCGAAAAAACGCAUGAGGAAGGAGAGAGGAGUGCAGUGUGUGAACGAGUACUUGACGAAGAGCCACCGGCGCGUCCACCGAUAUCGUCAUCGUUGCUAGUGUCUGCAGACGAUCUCGCUCCCGUCUCUGGUCUUUCCGGCAUCAGUCUGCCGUUACAAAUUGCUGCGCAGUAUUCCAGGUUUCGAAACUAUGGCAAUCGUAAGGGGUAUCGUGGUCAAUUGCACGCGAUCGUGUUGACAUGGCCGAGACGACUGCGGGCAGGAGAAACUAUCCAUCCUGGUGAGUUAGUGUGGUGCUAUCCGGAAUCAGUGCAAGGACUCAUCAGUGAGGGUAAAAUGGGGAAGAUGAUUUCGCGUGGAGACAGUCGGCACGAAAUGAAUAUUGAGUUCGACGAUGGGACGAAAGCUGUCGUUUCGAUGGAUCGGGUCCGUCGUUUGUCUGAGUACCUUAUUCGCAAGGGCAGAGUCUGCUUUACCGAACAGUAG
Messenger RNA from Hyaloperonospora brassicae, 1182 nucleotides. NCBI's taxonomy places the organism in Eukaryota, Oomycota, Peronosporomycetes, Peronosporales, Peronosporaceae. The record is from the annotation of a GenBank genome assembly.